Daktulosphaira vitifoliae (grape phylloxera) is the source of this 2371-nucleotide messenger RNA. RefSeq names its product peroxidase. The transcript has 13 exons. Gene Ontology annotation, biological process: response to oxidative stress. Bases 158 to 2236 code for a protein of 692 amino acids. Gene Ontology annotation, molecular function: heme binding; peroxidase activity. NCBI's taxonomy places the organism in Eukaryota, Metazoa, Arthropoda, Insecta, Hemiptera, Phylloxeridae. The record is from RefSeq and is a predicted model, not a curated record.
CUGAUAUUAUAUGAGCGCAAUCGCGAAUCCCAAGUGGUCCAUUCAUUCCUGAACUAGUGUAGUGGUUACGACGCGCACGAAACGGUAGUAAAUAAAGACGCGUGAGUUGUGUACCGAUAAAGUUUUCACCUAUCUACCAGCGCCUCAUCGGAUUAAGAUGACGCUGAACACCAAUGUAGCCAUUUUACUGGCAGCAGGUUUAUUCUGCUCAGCUUCUGCCAUAUACCAUCAUUCACCAUAUUAUCAAUCUCACGACCCAUACGCCGUAAACAAUCACUCCGGAUAUCAUCCACAAGCGUCCUAUGGUCAUUCCUACCAAGCACCUCAUGGUGCUGGUUUCCGUCAGCUAACACCAAACGGUUUGGGAUCACGUCCAGGACCCAACAAUUUUGGUGAAAUAUCCACUCCACCCCAAGGAGCCGGAUGUUUACCACCGGUUGGUCCUUGUCCUAAUAGCAAAUACAGAACCAUUGAUGGAUCCUGUAACAACUUGAGAUAUACCAAUUGGGGAACACCAAAUUCUAAAUACGCCCGUUUGUUACCACCUAGAUACUCCGAUGGUAUCCACGCGCCUCCAACAUCCCUUACUGGUGAACCAUUGCCCAGUUCUCGUCUUGUCAGUAUUGUUAUGUUCCCAGACGUUCCCAUUCCUGAUCCAGUCUGGACAUUGAUUACCAUGACAUGGGGUCAAAUUGUUACUCACGACAUGUCCAUGUCUAUGGGUACUACUCAAGCAAAACGUCAUUCCAUCAGAUGUUGUGAUGACAAUGGCCGUUUGUUAAGCAACAACCCAGACGUUCACUGUUUCCCCAUCACCAUCCCCGAAGACGACCCAGUUUUCUCCAAAUUCAAUAGAGAAUGCAUGAACUUUGUUAGAUCAACCACCGAUUUAGAAACUGGAUGUAAUGCUGGAAACCAACCCGCCGAACAAUUAGUCGUCGUAUCCCACUGGAUGGAUGCUUCUUUCGUAUAUGGCUCAAGCCAAAGAUUAGCUGACAAUCUUCGUGAAGGUAUUGGUGGAAGAUUGAGAGUUGAAUUCAGAGAUGGAAGACCAUGGCCACCAGCAGCAGCUAACAAGAGUGCCGUAUGUGAUCAACAAACGGAUGAAGAACCAUGCUACCAAUUCGGUGACCGAAGAGCAAAUCAAAAUCCACAACUGACUGUUUUGCAAAUACUUUUACUCAGAGAACAUAACCGUAUUGCUACAGUUUUGUCGCAUGUUAAUCCUCAUUGGGACGAUGAAACCCUUUAUCAAGAAGCCAGAAGAGUCCUUAUCGCAGAAUUCCAACACAUCAACUACCACGAAUGGCUUCCAAUCAUCUUAGGAACCGAAAAUAUGUUGAAAUACGGUUUGUUGUACAAGAAUAAAGGUUACACCAACGAUUACAAGGAAAAUGUCGAUCCAAGUGUUAUUAACGCUCAUGCUCACGCUGCUUUUAGAUACUUCCAUUCGUCCAUUCAAGGACAAUUCCAUUUGAUCGGGGAAGAUCGUAACUUACUAAGUGCUGUCAGAUUAUCUGACUACUUUAACAGGCCUACCAUCAUUGAACAAGGGUACAACUUUGACCAUUUGACCAGAGGUUUAGCUACACAAAGCCAAGAAGAAGUUGAUCCAUUCUUCACCAGUGAAAUCACUGACUUCUUAUUCCGUAACGGUCGUCCAUUUGGUCGCGAUUUGAGAGCUAUUGAUGUGCAGAGAGGUCGUGACCAUGGUCUUGCCUCCUACAAUGACUACAGAGAAUUCUGUGGUUUACCAAGAGCACAUAAAUUCGAAGACUUCUCCGACUAUAUUGAUGUUGAACGUAUUGAAAAACUUGCACUGCUUUACAACCAUCCUGAUGAUGUGGAUCUCAGUGUUGGAGGUUCUUUAGAAGCUCACGUACCAAACACAUUAGCUGGACCUACUUUCUUGUGCUUAUUGACUGAACAAUUCUACAGAACUAGAGUAUCUGAUCGUUACUUCUACGAAUUGGGUGGACAACCAGGUUCAUUCUCACCAGAACAACUUAAUGAAAUCCGCAAAUCUAGUUUAUCAAGAAUUUUCUGCGACAACAGUGACGAUAUACACACAAUUCAAGCUCAAGGAUUCUUGAAGAUUUCUGACAAAAACCCAUUGGUAUCAUGUAAUGAUUAUGAUAGAAUCCCAUCAAUUGACCUCAACUUCUGGAAAGAAGAAUCUUAUGGUCAUGCUGCUCCACAAUAUGGAGGUUAUGUUGAUAGUUACAAGAAGAAAUAAAAAAGACCAACGAUAAUGAUUAAAAAGUGUAAAUAAUAGUAUUGAUUGUCUUCUAUAAGUGUUCUGUCGUUUCUAUUUUUCUAUCUUUUGAUAUUUCUUAACACUGUAUAAAUUUCUAAGAUGAUCAAUCAUUUU